Xenopus laevis (African clawed frog) is the source of this 1569-nucleotide messenger RNA. Its product is annotated as acetylgalactosaminyl-O-glycosyl-glycoprotein beta-1,3-N-acetylglucosaminyltransferase. The coding region runs from base 16 to 1185 and encodes 389 amino acids. The transcript is spliced from 3 exons. The record is from RefSeq and is a predicted model, not a curated record. NCBI's taxonomy places the organism in Eukaryota, Metazoa, Chordata, Amphibia, Anura, Pipidae.
AGAUCAGUGGAAGAGAUGACAGUUGAUAUCAAUGAGGAAAUGAAAGGAAAGUUACAGAAAACAAAUGCAAAUAAUUCAGGUUGGGCCCCACCCCUGGGAGAUAAGAGACAGAACUUGGAUAGAGUUGGAGUCAGUCAGACCUACAGGACUGUCUCUAUGGGGGCCAUUGUGCGUAGGCGCUCUCUGAUUGGCGCCAUGUUGGUUUCAUUGGUCAUAUUUGUCACCAGAAAUGGGAUCCUCUAUCGCAAACCAAUAAAACAUGAACCAGUAAUGCCCGACUAUUUGACUAGGGAGUCUGCCACUCUCAGUGAUGGGCAAAACACUUACCACUUGAACAUGUCCCAGUUCCAAUCUGAUUUUCCCCACCUUCAAACCUAUAAAUGCUCAGUCAAGCUCACCCCACAUAGGCAACAAAAGAUGGGGAACCCCAAACCAGUGCUUAUGAUGGCUAUGAAAUCCCACCCCAGGUCUACUGCAAGAAGACAGGCAGCGAGGAGAACCUGGGCUCGGGAGGAAGAAGUGGAUGGAUUCUGGGUGAAACCAAUCUUUCUGAUAGCCAAAACAGAGGUAUCUGGGCAAAUGGAACUGGUUGCUCUGGAGAGCCGAGAGUUUGGGGACAUUCUCCAAUGGGACUUCAAUGAAGGACAUCACAACUUGUCUCUGAAAGAGCGAUGCUUCUUGGAAUGGCUGGAUUCUGAGGUCCCAGAGGUGAAAUUUAUAUUCAAAGGUGACGAUGAUGAGUAUGUGAACCCAAGGACUGUUGUUCGUUAUGUCAAAGAGCAUGGCUCCUCCCCUCUCACCCUUCACGGCAAUCUCUGUGCUAACUAUGAAGUCUUUCGCUUUACGAAGUACGCCAUCUCCAAAACAUUGUACCCCAAUGACAAAUACCCCUCUUUCCUAUCUGGAGGAGGCUUUCUCUUCCCAGGAACAUCUGUGAAGUACCUCCAUGAGGCUGCUCAGAAGAUCCCAGUUUUCCCAUUGGAUGAUGUGUACUUUGGGUUCCUAGUAUUGGCAGCCAACUUGACAUACAGACACGACAGUCGAUUCUAUGUACUUGGGCUGACAUUUAAUGCGUGCAAGUACCAAGAGGCCCUGGUGGUACAUGGGAUAGAGCCUGAGCGUCUCAUUCAAAUAUGGACAGAGGUGCAGAGAGCACAGUGCCAGGGUGGGCAAAGCAGAAGGUAACAUGUCCAUGAAGAAUAUAUAAGAGUAGGUGCUAUUUACAUAACUAAGAGUAACCUUUACACCUGGUCUACUUCUUCUAGCAAGUUAUACAGGCAAGCUUGCUUUAAAAAAUAGCAAAGUGCUGGGUGCAAGUGUGUAUAUAUAUAUAUAUAUAUAUAGUUCAUGUGCCAAUGUGGUGGCAAGGUUAAAGCAAUAAAACAAUAUUGAUAUGUGAAACUAACUGUUUAAAGGCAAUAGAUACAUCAUAAUAAAGAAGUAGAAAACAAAAGGCUCAUUUACAAACGCCUUUAUGAAUUGCCCUGCUUUAAAUGCCAUUCAUGUCCUACUUCGUUCAUGUGCCAAUGUGGUAGUACGGUUAAACCAAUAAAACAAUAUUGAUAUGUU